Messenger RNA from Spea bombifrons (plains spadefoot toad), 1630 nucleotides. Its product is annotated as ras-related protein Rab-6B-like. Gene Ontology annotation, molecular function: GTP binding; GTPase activity. Bases 131 to 766 code for a protein of 211 amino acids. The record is from RefSeq and is a predicted model, not a curated record. NCBI's taxonomy places the organism in Eukaryota, Metazoa, Chordata, Amphibia, Anura, Pelobatidae. The transcript is spliced from 8 exons.
GUUUCGAAGGCGCGCGCAGCCCCUCCCUCUUACGCACACUGACACAUUUCGUGCUCGCUCACGAGUGCGUGCUUGCGCUUUGGUUCUGGUCGGUUCUGCUCGAGCUUGGUGAUUCGGUGUCAUUUUCAUCAUGAGCUCGGCCGGCGGCGGAGAGUUCGGGAACCCCCUGCGGAAAUUCAAGCUGGUCUUUCUUGGGGAGCAAAGCGUUGGCAAGACAUCUCUUAUUACUCGGUUCAUGUAUGACAGCUUUGACAACACAUAUCAGGCAACCAUUGGAAUAGACUUUCUAUCUAAGACCAUGUAUCUGGAGGAUCGUACGCAGGUGCGGCUGCAGCUCUGGGACACGGCAGGGCAGGAGCGCUUUCGCAGUUUGAUUCCCAGCUACAUCCGAGAUUCCACCAUUGCAGUGGUGGUGUAUGACAUUACAAAUCUGAACUCAUUCCAGCAGACAGCCAAAUGGAUAGAUGAUGUGCGGACAGAAAGAGGAAGUGACGUCAUUAUCAUGCUUGUUGGAAACAAAACAGAUCUGGCAGAUAAAAGACAAAUCACCACUGAAGAGGGGGAGCAGCGGGCUAAGGAGCUGAGUGUCAUGUUCAUUGAAACCAGUGCAAAAACGGGUUACAAUGUCAAGCAGCUUUUCCGUCGUGUUGCUGCUGCUUUGCCAGGCAUGGAUAGCACACCAGAGAAGAGCAAAGAGGACAUGAUUGAUAUCAAGCUAGAGAAGCCACCUGAGCAGCCAGUGACGGAAAGUGGCUGCUCCUGCUAACAUCCCUGGAUUUCUCACAGUCUGCUCUGAGAUCCUGACUGCUGUCUCAGUGCACCAGAACGGAAAGAAAAGUGUCACUAUUUAUCUUAGAUUCCCAAUGUGUGGAUGCAGUGUGUGCUCCAUCAUUUUAUGGGGGGGUGGAGGAGCCCGUGACCAAACCACAGCCUUUCUCCCCCCACUCAAACUGCAUGGUGUUGUGUAUGGUUGGAGAAUGAACAUUUUCUGUAUGUAUAGUUUUUAUUUCUUGCACUGUGGGCACUUAACUUGAUGCCCUUUCAAUUAUCUCAAUGUGACAAACUAUUGGAAAGUUGUGCUGACAUGUUCUUGUUUGUUACUGUAAAUGCACCAGGAUGCAGCUUCGUUACAGGAAGCUGAAACUACUCAUUCAGGUCAACAACAUUAACUCCAAAAAAGCAGGUACAAAGUUUGACAUAGUCACACGAAGGAUAUAGUGCUUUCACCCUGAAGGAGUUAAGCAUAUGUCAUUAUCUGUUCAACUCUUAUAUUGUUCUAGUGCUUUAUUUUGCCACUGACAGCACAAAUGUCAACACUUAUAUGCUACUGACUUUAGUUUCCUUUAUCUGCACUUGUUUACAUACAAUCUCCAGUUCUGUACAUUAUUAACACAAUACUGUCCAUUCCAUUGUACCUUUUGUGUAAUUACACGCUGGUUAUUUGUUUUUAUAUCUGUGACACGUGGCUGGAAUAGAAUGUCCUCGGUAGGAUGAAUGUUGAUCAGAGCUAGUUUUAAACCAAAUGUUUCUUGGCCGCAUUUAGAGCUGUGUUACACUACGCACACAGUCUGGCCAUACUCGCCUAUCUGAGUCGCCUGAUAACUAAAUGAUCAUUUUGUCGUCGUUCCCC